Molecule: messenger RNA, 2208 nt
Organism: Colias croceus (clouded yellow)
Lineage: Eukaryota; Metazoa; Arthropoda; Insecta; Lepidoptera; Pieridae
Exons: 2
Coding region: 1-2208 (735 amino acids)
Molecular function (GO): zinc ion binding; nucleic acid binding
Source: RefSeq, a predicted model, not a curated record
AUGGAGGUCAAUAAAACUAAAACUACUCCAGGAGGGUACCACCUCGCUUCGAGUGUGGAGAAUCCCUCACGGGACUGUCCCGACGGGACAGUACCGUCAGCCCCAUCGUAUUCUGGAGGGGGCACUGGCCGCCACAUGGGUGAUGCAUCAGGCCCUAAUGCUACUGAGCAACUGACCACUGGCAAACGACUAACGGAGACCGAUAAGCUUAGCGAAACGGAACGUGGGGUGGAGGCGCGCACCCAAACGGGGCGCGUUGAAACCAGAAGGAGGAAGACUGGACCCAGUGGGCUGUCCACGGCAACGUCCGUAGAUAGUCUCAUGACGGUCCAGUCAUAUGAGGAGGAUAGACUGUGGGCCAAGCGAAAGCGGUCCUCUGGAGCGAGCUGCUCAGGCUCCUCCACGGAAGAAGGCCGAACGCGGCAGGCCAAGAAAGCCUCGAAAAGGGGCAAAGGGCGAGGGGCUGCAGCAGCGGGGUUCUGUGCAGGUACAGCCUCUGCAAGAAAGACCUUAGCGGACAUGACAGCCGCUAGGAAGGCCUUGUCGCGCGUACGGAGGGAAUCGGAGCUCGAGGCUAGCGAGGAAACGCAGGUCACCCGAGCCUCUCGAGCCGGUACCUCCCGCGCUGGAGAAACUGGGGACGGACGUCUUGCCGACGAUUCUACCGCGGCCCUCCAACGCCGUAUAGAGGAGAGCCUGGAUGCCAUCGAGCAGGUGCGUGCAAAAUCGACAAACCUAAGGGUGGCAUUCAAACGUUCCCUCAAGGAAGCCUCGGACACCAUUCAAGAAGCGGCGGUGCUUCUUGCACAACGUACUGCAUCAGAGGAGACGCGGCAGCUGCAAGCUGCGAACACCCAGUUACAGGCGGAAAUCGCGGGCCUCCGAAAAGAGAUGGGAGAGCUUAGGGCUAUCAUAGGGACCGCACAGCCCAUGCAAACGCGAGUGGACUCUGAUCUGACCGCGGAGAUUUUGCGGCAGGUUGGGGGAAUGGUGGACGCCCGGUUAGAAGCGUUGGAGUUGCCUCCAAAAAGGUGUGUGAGGCCCCCAUUGGCGGGGGAUGGCAGGGUUGAGGGAAUGGCGGUUGGGCAAGCCCCAACCGAGGACUUUCCUCCUCUUCCGCCGCCAAAGCCCCCUAAUGGGGCACCAGCGAAAGGUGCUGCUCCAGCAAUGGCGAGAAAACCGGAACAGCCUGCUGCGCAGCCUGCAAAACCGGGUCCAGCUGCAAAAGCCAAGGGAAAGGGCAAGGGGAAGGCUGCACGGCAGCCGGAAAAGACCAAGCCAGCUGACAAGGCUGUGCCCACCACUUCUUCUGCUCCCCAGUUGCAGCAACGGCUGGAGCAGGAAUGGACGGUCGUCGGAAAGAAGGGCAAGGCGAAAAAGAAAAAAGGGGCCGGCGCGAGUGCGCUCGAGGGCGCAGAGCCAGGCGCAGUGGAGCGAGGCGUCACCUAUGCCUCUAUAAUGGCUGGAUCACGCCAAAAGAUCGAUCUGGCGGAAAUCGGUGUAGGUGCGCUGCGGUUCAAGCGUGCCGCGACUGGGGCAAGGAUCUUAGAAGUCCCUGGUGCCGCAAGCUCGAAGGAGGCAGAUGCUCUCGCUGCAAAGCUGCGGGAGAUUUGGGACGAAGGCACCGUCAAGGUUUCCAGGCCGGUGAAAUGCGCUGAAGUGCACAUCAUCGGCUUGGACGACUCGGCGGCUGUUGAAGAUGUCGUGGCUGCGAUUUCUCGGGCAGGAGAAUGCCCUACAGAACACGUUAAGUGUAGUGGACUGCGCGUGGGCUCUCGCGGCUCGACUUCAGCCUGGGUGAGCUGCCCGAUAGCCGCGGCAAAGAAGGUGGCACAGGUAGGCCGUAUCCAAGUAGGGUGGAUCUCUGCAAGUGUCACGCUUGGCAAGGUGAAGCCACAGCGUUGCUUCCGCUGCCUAGAGGUGGGGCACGUAAGAGCCGAGUGCAAUUCGCUCGUAGAUAGGAGCAACGUCUGUUUCCGAUGUGGAGAAACAGGCCACAAGGCCGGGGAAUGUUCUGCCUCCGCCGCUCGCUGCGUUCUAUGCUCCGAGGCCAAGCUACCGGCAGGCCAUCGGCUCGGGGGCCCAGCUUGCAAGGCUCCCAAGCGGAAAAGAGGAAAUCGGGGACGCGAUGGUCCAGGUACCGCACCGUGUCCUUGUCCCGCGCCCGUCGAGGCGAAUGUGACGGUUAGCGAAAUGGAAACGCAGUAA